Molecule: messenger RNA, 633 nt
Organism: Hansenula anomala
Lineage: Eukaryota; Fungi; Ascomycota; Saccharomycetes; Phaffomycetales; Wickerhamomycetaceae
Gene: UGX2
Product: Ugx2p
Exons: 1
Coding region: 1-633 (210 amino acids)
Source: RefSeq, a predicted model, not a curated record
AUGCAAGCAGACAGUGAUCAAUCACCUGUUACAAAGAACAAGGCUAUUAAAAGAAAGUUACAAUCCACGUCGACAAGAAGUAGUGAAUCCAAAGAAAUUGAUGAGAAAGGCGCUGAUGCUCAUAGAAAACCUGCUUAUCGUCAUUCCAUUUCUUAUAUGAUGAAUUCUCAAGAUGGUGAUGGUAAUUCUCCAAAAUUGGAACGUCGUUCCUCAUUUGCUUCACCUUCUUCAUCAUUUGCAAGACGUCGUUCAUUUUUAUCACCUUCAAUGAUUUCUAAUGAAAAACAUACUGUUUAUGAAUUACAUAAUGGGAUGGGGUAUAAUACCCCUUCUUUUUCAAUAUCUUUAAAGGAAAGUCAAGGUUUUAGUUGGAAUCAAGAUUUAUUUGCUUCACAAUAUCAACAACAAUCAAGUGCGGUUUAUGAUGAUGAUGAUGACGAUGUGGAGGAUGAGGAUCAAGAUGACGUUGUGGAUGAAGAGGAGACUGAUUAUGAAUAUGAAGGUUAUGAUGGUUCUUCUUAUCGUCAUGGUAAUUCAAGAUCAUUAUCAAUGAGUAAUGAAAAUGGGUAUAAAGUACGGGUUAUUGAUAUUAAAGUUGAUGAAGAUGAAAACAUUUUCCAAGUGGAAACUUGA